Messenger RNA from Didymella exigua CBS 183.55, 1269 nucleotides. Its product is annotated as phosphoglycerate mutase family protein. NCBI's taxonomy places the organism in Eukaryota, Fungi, Ascomycota, Dothideomycetes, Pleosporales, Didymellaceae. Bases 444 to 1193 code for a protein of 249 amino acids. Gene Ontology annotation, molecular function: phosphatase activity. The record is from RefSeq and is a predicted model, not a curated record. The transcript has 5 exons. Gene Ontology annotation, cellular component: cytoplasm.
UCGCUGAAGCGAUCGGCUGGUGUUUGCAUGCGAGGGACCGAGGUGACGACAGCUGGAGGAACGACUUACUGCAACAUGUUGUUUUGCCCUUGGACUCUUGUCAUAAACAAGUGUCGCAAAGACAUCCGUCUGUUUGAGUGCCACCGGCUUCUUAUCAAGAAAGACCCAUAUCACGCCCAAAGCGGCUAGUGCUGACGUCACCGGUAUUCGUGAGCUGCGAAAAGUCGAAGAACCUGUGCGACAGAGAGCCACAGCAGCAAACGAAUUCAAAGGCAGUCAGUCGUUUACAGGCACGUUCUCGCCGUGAUUCAAAUUCACAGACAUUCGUAUCAUCACUGCGUAGCCAAGCCACACUCACCAUCAAGACACUGCGGCUGCACAAGGUGACUCAACACCCCACCAAAACCGAAGACGACCACAAAGACAGCAGCAUUACCAUCACCAUGCCUCCCAGAAUCCAUAUCAUCCGACAUGCGCAAGGCGAACACAAUGCCACUCGCAACUAUUCGAUCCGCGACGCACUCCUAACCCCAAAAGGGAAAGGGCAAUGCAGCACUCUCCAAUCCGCCUUCAAGUACCACAACGAAAUCGACAUUGUAUUCUCAUCACCCCUGCGACGAACCAUACAAACUGCAUCUUUGAGUCUGGGCCCAGCACUAGCUCGGAAAGAGGUGCCUUUCGUGCUUCUGCCGCCGUUGCAAGAGGUUAGCAACAGUGGGUGCGAUGUUGGGCUUGCAGAUACCGCAGAUGAUGUAAGGCGGAUAUUGCCAACACUAUUUGCGGAGGGCGAGCUGCCCUUUGACUACAAUAAGAUCGAUGCUUCACACGUGACCAAAGGGUGGAAUAGCAAGCAAGGAUACUGGGCGUACGAGCGAGAUGCCAUAUCAAAACGAGCUGCGGACUUGAGAAGCUUCUUAUUGCAUCGAACAGAGAAACAGGUCGUUCUCGUCACUCAUGGCGCAUUCGCUCACUUCCUUACCGAAGAUUGGGACGUCGAAGACCCCAUGAUCGGUACAGCGUGGUUGAAUUGUGAACACCGGGUGUUUGAUUUCACAUCUGAGUCGACUGCCGCAGAUGCUCACUUGCACGAGACAGAUGAGAGCAGAUCAUCAAGAGGCGUUGAAAGGAGGGAGUACGACCCUCAUGUGCUCGACGAGCUGAUCAAGGUGUCCUCGAAGGAGAGUCAGAGCUAGAACAUGCACUGGAGGUGUCCGUACUACCUCCUCGAUCAUCUUCAGCAAGUUGCAGGGUGACUGAGCAGUUCACGCU